GAGAGAGAGAGAGAGAGAGAGGGAGGUACAAUUUAGAGCCACCCACCGAACACCUGCUCAAUCAUUGCAACUUGAGCAAGCAAGCAUGUGGAAGCAGCUCUGCAGCUUUGCCAUUCAUUUCUAAUUUUCAAAUCAAUCUUAUCACCAUCCAUAGAUUAAUCAUGGAUGUUUAUGGCUGAAUUAGUUUUUUCAUCAUCAUUAUUUUAGGACAAAAAAAAGGCUGUCACAUGGUCAGCAAUGAGUGCUUCUGCAGGAACUGGCGUGUUUGUGCUCUCCUUGAUGUCCAUUCCCAUCUGUUACUUGUUCAACUCACUCGUCUACAACAACAGCGCCGAAGCCUUCUUUUUUGCUGGAUGUGCAACAUUCAUCUUUCUGGUCAUAUCUGCCCGUUUUAUACUCAGGAGAAAAGCUCCAUUAGACUCUCUUUUCUAUGUGUAUGCAGUCCAUGCGUUCUUCAGUGUGGUGAACUUGAUCAUCGGACUGGAGCAGGACAACAUCAUUGAUGGAUUUGUGACUUUUUACCUGAAAGAGGCAGAUCCACACAUUAAUACAGCACAUGGUCACAUGAUGUCCUAUUGGGAUGGCUGUGUGCAUUAUCUGAUGUAUCUCCUGAUGAUUGCAGCAAUUACCUGGGGAGACAACUUCAGAGCUAUUGGACUCUACUGGGUAGGGUCUUUUGUCAUGCGUUCCAUUAUCUACCUUCUUGGGAAUGCUGUUGGAAAAUAUGGGACUGAAAUGGGUCCUCUCUUCUUCCUUCACUUACUGUACAUCGCAGUGUCUGUUUGGGCGUGUUUUCGCAUCUUCAGCCACCCUUCCACACAAACUGUUGAGUGGAAGAGCAUACAGGAAGCUCAGAGGAUGACAUUGUUCCGCAGACCUAUGGACUUGUUUUUCAUAAUCUACCUCAUCCCAGCUAUGUCUUUCUGUGUCUUCAGAGGUCUGGUUGCCCUGGACUGUUCCAACACAUUGUGUCAGCAUUACGCGCAACAUUAUGAGCCAUACGUGAAAGACCCAUCUGCCUACCCUAAAAUACACAUGCUGGUGAGCAUGCUGUACUCAGGCCCAUACUACAUCAUGACUCUCUACAGCUUGUUGGUUCCAGGAUGUGAGUGGAUGCUGGACCUGACUCUUGUACAUUCAGGUGCUAUAGCACAAGCCCAGUUUUCUCAUAUCGGCGCCUCUCUUCACACACGGACGCCAUUCUCUUAUAGAGUUCCUGUUGCCAACCAACCUGUGUUUUUGCUGGUUAAUAUCUUGUAUGCUGUGGUGCCUCAGGCUCUUUGCUACCGCUGCACUACCAGGCCGGCCUUCUUCCUCAAGGGCAUGCCAGACAAGAAAAAUGCAUGAGUGUUAUAGAGGAGCUACAGUCUUUUUUGGAAAGGCGAGUGUAGUCAAUACACUGUAGCAGCUUAAGAUGAAUUACCACAUUAUUUUCCAAGUUAAUGAGGGUUUAGUGAUGGAAAGUAAAACACUAAACGCACGCUUUCAUACUGGAAGCAUUGUAGUGGGGUGGGAAGCAGGAGUCUUACAGUGACAGAAUAAUAGCAAAUUACCGUAGAUACCUGCAAGAUACAUGCAUUCUUACAAAAGUAAACUCUCCUCACAUUUUUGGAACUAUUUAUUACAUCUUUUCAUGGGACAACACUGAACAAAUGACAGUUUUGAAAUUUGGUGUUAUCAUUCUCUCACUCUCAUCCUAAUCACUGAACUAAGUUCAAUAUGGCACUUCAUGGUAAAAAAUCUCAGAAGGGCUGAAAAAAAGAAUUGUGACCAAUUCGUACAUUUUCACUUUUUUUUGCUAACAUUUACGACAUUAAUAGCUGUUUUUUGAGGUUCUCUGAGGGAACAAUUAGUCAAUACCGUUAUACUGCCUAUACAGUAUACUGACUAGAUUACAUUGUGUAGCAAAUUUUCAUUUCAUCACUGAUGUCCAAUGAAGGAUAUAAUGAAUUGUGCACAAAAAUGUGAGGGUGUGCUCAUUUGUGUAAGAUACAGUAUUUCAUAUAAUCAUGCGAGGCAAAUAAACAACAUUGCCUGUAUAUUAUAUAUUUUUGAAGACUGAAAGCAAUCUGUCUGCUGUUUGUUUUGGAAAAUCAAGUCAUAGUUUGGAAAUAAUUUUUUACUUAUUUGAAUUCAAGAAAUGAGCUGGAGUGUGUUUUAUUUUUUGUGUUCAAUGCUUUGUUGAUAAACUUGGCUCAUAUUUGACUUGA
Messenger RNA from Hippocampus comes (tiger tail seahorse), 2210 nucleotides. RefSeq names its product transmembrane 6 superfamily member 1. The transcript is spliced from 10 exons. Bases 238 to 1347 code for a protein of 369 amino acids. NCBI's taxonomy places the organism in Eukaryota, Metazoa, Chordata, Actinopteri, Syngnathiformes, Syngnathidae. Gene Ontology annotation, cellular component: lysosomal membrane. The record is from RefSeq and is a predicted model, not a curated record.